Messenger RNA from Lodderomyces parapsilosis, 483 nucleotides. RefSeq lists its product as uncharacterized. The transcript has a single exon. Bases 1 to 483 code for a protein of 160 amino acids. NCBI's taxonomy places the organism in Eukaryota, Fungi, Ascomycota, Pichiomycetes, Serinales, Debaryomycetaceae. The record is from RefSeq and is a predicted model, not a curated record.
AUGGGUUGGCUAUCAUUUGGCUCACAAAAGACAGAAGUCCCCCCACCUGCGCCUCCUUUGGGCUCUCCAAUUUUAGAACAACGGUCACAUCAGCAACUCCCACAACCUCCGUCAACUGGGACCAGACAUUUGAUUAAUGAUACAUCCGAUAUCGAAACCACCUUGAACCAAUUAAGUUCCGACUCUCCGUCUCACGACAUAAAACUCAAAAAUGUUAAUGAUGCAAAGACAUUUAAAGAUGCUGACUCAACAGUGGGGGAUUUCAUUCAUAGUUAUCCGCCAUCCAAUAUGUUUGUUAUAGAUGGCGAGAAAGAUAUUAAGGAGAGUAUUAUCUGCACGUCGAAUAGAGAUGGGGGUAAAACUUGUCUUAAAUUGAAAAUAAACUCAAUAGAGUUGUUCAAGAUUAUGCAAAAGCAUGAGUAUUUUUGUUCAUUACCCAACGAUAUCAAUGCUACUUAUUUCGAAUGUAGAAAGAUUAAGUAG